CUACAUGACCAGCAUCCCCCAUCCUGCCUUCAGGAACUAGGCUACAGUGUGUUUUAGUAAAUUUGGGGCCAGUGAUCAACUACCCGUUUUUGGUUUCCCAAACCAACUCCGGCCCGGGCCUCAGUCCGCGGUCUCGAGUUUGAUAGCGGGCUGUUAGAGACGGACUCACGUCGGCCUAACACUGCCAGUCAGUCCCUGCGCCCCAACCACCAUCAUGGGAGACAGCAGAGAUUCUCGCAGUCCAGACAGCUCGUCUGUUUCUUCCCCUCCUUCGGGCCAACGCUCGCCUCCACUGGUUCCCUCCGCAGCUUCCAUGACUUCCCUGCCACCCAUCACCUCCACUGGCGUCAACAGCCCUGUCAGUAGCAUCGGCUCUCCUUUUUCUGUUAUUAGCUCAUCACUGGGCUCACCCUGCCUACCUGGCACUCCGUCAGUUGGUUACGGCCCAAUUAGCAGCCCUCAGAUCAACUCAACAGUGUCCAUGUCAGGGCUUCAUGCAGUGAGCAGCUCUGAUGAUGUGAAACCCCCUCUGGGCUUGAAGCAGCUGUCAUCCCACAGCCCAGGUCCAAUGCUUUCCCAGAAACGCCUUUGUUCCAUCUGUGGAGAUAGAUCCUCUGGUAAGCAUUAUGGUGUCUACAGCUGUGAGGGCUGUAAAGGCUUCUUCAAACGAACAGUGCGGAAAGACCUGACCUACACUUGUCGGGACAAUAAAGACUGUAUAGUGGAUAAGAGACAGAGGAACCGCUGCCAGUACUGCCGCUAUCAGAAGUGCCUGGCCAUGGGCAUGAAAAGAGAAGUGGCCAAGAUGAACGACAGAUCUGUUCAAGAGGAGCGACAGAGGAACAAGGAACGAGAGGGCGAGGUGGAGUCUACCAGUGCAGUGAAUGAGGAGAUGCCAGUAGAGAAGAUUUUGGAAGCUGAGAUGGCUGUAGAGCAAAAGACUGAGCUUCAUGCAGAUGGAAGUUCAGGCGGGAGCUCUCCCAACGAUCCUGUCACCAAUAUCUGCCAGGCAGCAGACAAGCAGCUCUUCACGCUGGUGGAGUGGGCUAAGAGGAUCCCUCACUUCUCUGAGUUGCCUCUGGACGAUCAGGUCAUUUUGCUGCGUGCAGGCUGGAACGAGCUCCUGAUUGCAUCAUUCUCCCAUCGCUCCAUCUCUGUGAAGGACGGGAUUUUACUGGCCACCGGCCUCCAUGUCCACAGGAACAGUGCCCACAGUGCAGGUGUUGGAGCCAUCUUCGACAGGGCGCACAAUGCUGAGGUUGGGGCCAUAUUUGACAGGGUUUUGACAGAGCUUGUAAGCAAAAUGAGAGACAUGCAAAUGGACAAGACAGAGCUGGGCUGCCUUCGUGCAAUCAUCCUCUUCAACCCAGAUGCCAAGGGUUUGUCCAACUCCAGUGAGGUGGAGCUUCUGAGAGAGAGAGUGUAUGCAUCUCUUGAAGCUUACUGCAAACAGAAAUACCCCGAUCAGCAGGGCAGGUUUGCAAAGCUCCUCCUGCGACUCCCAGCACUGCGCUCCAUUGGUCUGAAGUGCCUGGAGCAUUUGUUCUUCUUUAAACUGAUUGGUGACACGCCCAUUGACACCUUCCUGAUGGAGAUGCUCGAGGCGCCUCACCAGAUCACCUAGAGGAGCCAUGUUCAGUCCCAUCUGGAUCCGAUGCACAUCAGGAUCACAUCACGGCCUCCUGUGUUUGGUCGUCGGCUCGUCUCGUCGAGCCUCGUUUAACUGCAGCAACCUGCUGGUUUUAACAAACCAGCUUUCACACACACACGAAAACACACCUUAUCCCUGCCACCGUGGUUGCUUGUCUCCUCACACACAGACAUACACAAAUUUCCAUAUAAUUGCAAACAAUUAACUAAUACACAGACAAAAUUGCUUGGAACGAACAAUAAGAUUAAAACUUCACACACGCAUGAGUUUUCACCAUUUUUUCCCUCAGUUUCCAACAACAGGGAUAAUGACUGAUUCCCUUUUUAUCCCACAUAUACAGUAAAUGUCUUAAUUUUAAUUUAAGCUUCGGUUUUCACACCUUCAUCUCACAGGAGGGUUUUGCUUCUGCAUAACAGUCUUUUUUUCUUGUUUUUAACUUGGGUUACUUACAGUUACUGCUAGCUGCACCUCUGUAUAUUAUAUCCAUUACUAGCUGGUUCGUGUAUGAUUUUUAGCUUGCAAUCAGGUGCGUAGCAUUUGAGUCAACUGUCCACCAUCAAACAAAUUCACUUCUCAUUGUCAGGAGAUGUCCUAUAAAGAUGCAGAUACACCCUCCUAAUUAUUUCAUCAAAUCUGGUAAACAUUCAAAUAUUUUUGUUUCUUUUAUAUAUACAUAUAUAUAUAUAUAUAUAUAGUCAUGCUGAAACUUGUUUGAGUUUCUAUUUUUGAAGUACUGUACUCAUGAAAUGAGAGCUUUUUCUUAGGCAAAGAAAUCCAGGAAAAGCGGGCUGGGAGCACUUUGUUAAACAGACAAACUUAGUCCCUCCCACCCUGAUGCGCACAGCGGGCUUUGUAAGACAAAAAGAAUGACUUGAAUUUUUUUUUAAUUAAGAUUUUAUUCUUUUCUCUACUUUGGCAGAUGUUUGGCAUUUUAAACAGCAUGAAGAUCACAGGAAGAAAAACUUCAUGCAAGAAAAAAAUAGUAUUUGUUUGACUUUUAGCUCCUGCUCCCCUGAAUCUUCCCUCUUCUGGUGGUCAUUAAUGCACUUUUGUGAGUUGUAACUGUGUAAAUGUUCUCGUUUCCUAGAAAUGACCAUCUUCUCUCAGACGCCUAAGAUGAACUUGAAGGUACUAAGUGUAGGGUUUUCUCAUUUCAAUCUUAACAUUUUUCAAUCUUAAAGGGGCAAAAAGCUAAAUCUUUUCACUGCAGGGUUUGCUGUUGUGCACUGCCUGUAGACCAAAACAGUGUCAUGAGCCACAUCUCCCACUACCUCUUCCCCCCCUCCCCCGACUCGCCUCGUCUGCGAACGAAUGUGCAAAGUGCAAACACACUGAGCGAAACGAUAUCACCAUUUUGUGGACGUCGAAAUAACUUAUAACGUAUGUUGUUACUGUCCAGGAGAAGAGCUAGCUCCGAGCCAAGUUGUAGCCUCUUUAGCUCUCGCAGUAUCCUCCACUGUGGAAAUACAAAGCCAGCGUAAAUCCAAGUUAUGUCCCUUUCUCUAUCCGACAACUUAUUUGCUAACAACCGUAGUUUUUUUCUGUUUUUUAGAGGUAAUGUCGGAUUCUAAUCAUCUGCAGGUGAAGGUUUCGUUCCACUCGCCACCAUUUCAUUUAAAAAUUUGAGCUGCUGUUGCUCGCUUGCUCCAGCCUCUUAUAGGAAAGAGGCAUGACCGUGUGGCCAGACCAGCUGGUAAACACAGCUGGAGGUCAUGUUAUACUCCAGACAAAAUUACACUUCUAGUUCUUCACAUAGACAUUUUUUAAUUCCUUCAAUCUAGAAAUGAUGAAUUCCUGCUUAUUGCCCCUUUAAGUGUUUUUGUUCAGUUUGCUAAAGGAUUGGUUUCUUCCCUUGCAAGUUUUAAUCAAUUUGGGAAUUAAUAUUAACCAUACGGGCUGUGCUUGAAUAUUAAGACUGGCAGCAGUUAUAUCAGCACAGUUUCUAACAACUGAGAAAAAUAAUCAUCCGUGCUCUCCGAACAAUCCUGUCUGUGACUGGACGGCUUGUGUCCGUGUUGUGUGGCCGACUGGUUGGUGAGUGUUGAGUGAGUAAAUGUAUCUGACGUGUUUUUUACCCAGUAGUCAUUGAAUUGUCUUCGGACUGUAUGCUUGAGAUGCUGUUCUCUUUGUAAAACAAAAGUGGUAAAAAGCUGUUUUUGUGCACCACAAAAUGAGGUGGGAACUGGAAACGAAAAGAUGCCGUUUCGUUUGGUAGUUGGUAACAAGUUUGCAAUAAUUUUGCAGCCCACAGCUCAUGGAUGGUUUUACUGGUUGCGGAUGUGGAUUUGUAAACUGUUUUAAUUACAAAGGACAUCGUGUGUGAAUUGUUGCUGUAAUGAAAUCCUUUAAAGAGACACACAGAAUGGAAAUCCUACACCUAAUACCUGCAGCUUUGGAAACUUUGCGUGUGUAUUGGCUCAAACUUGAGACUUUUGUAUAGUAGAUGUAAAUAAUACCAAAAACAAACAAAAAAAAAAACAAGUGAAAGUGAAAUAUGUGGCUCCAACAAACAAAUUUCUAUUUUGUGCUGUUAAAUCAACAUUGGAGUCGUGUCCCUUGUAAUUUCAUCACCAUGAAAACUGUGCUUGAGCCCAGGGCCAAACCACACCUCACACAGCUUUUGCACCAAUUUCUGCCAAUGGUUCCUGUUGUUCUCGGUUAAUGAUUGGCUGGAUUUUGUUGCCAAUGGCACUUGAUAUUUACUGUGAUUGAAAUUUGUGAGCAACUGAAUCUGAGCAUUGCAGCGAAAAGUCAAAUGCAGCUACCACAUGAUCAGGAAAAUGACAAACUAUGAAUCUAACUGUACACCAGCUCAAAGGUGAGCAGUACCGGGUACACAAAUAUUUACUUCCAUGUCUGUUGGGGAAGUUUUAGAGAAAGUGUUCACAUUUGAAGUAUUUUACACCACCUUACUCACCACAUUUAAUAGAUAAAAAAACAUUUUGUUGUCAUUCUACAGGGAAGAGGUACGACAGUCCUCUACCAGGUGCUAAAUCAUUUAUGUGGUCUCUUAGUUGAAGACUUGCACAUUUACAUCAAUGCAAACUCAGUAUGCAAGUACAGACAAAUCAGCCAUUCUUCAUACUUAUAGUGUAGAUUAACCUCCUGAUAAAAUAUUUUAUUAUAAUCCCCCCUCACAUUUGUCAUCUUUUGAGUAAUGAAAAAUACUUACCAGCUAAGUUAUUGGGAAUUUUGGCUGCAGUUGAUAAGGCUUUGUACCCUGUCAGGCGGAGCCAACCUUUUUUAUCUUUCAGAAAGACGUUACGCUGGUGAAAAUGAUAAAAGCAGCUGUUGGAUGUUAGGGUCCGACUUCUCCUUUGACCAGAUGGAGCGAUGAGCAUCCUGCCCAGCCGAUAGUCCAAACACUUCUCAGAGAGAAUCCUUGGCCUCCCCCAUGUGAUGUGGACACAGAGGCUGGCAGUUGACCUGUAAGACAGGUUUAGAUUUUUUUUUGUGUUUAACCUUAGAGUUUGGUGCUGUUUAAGUUUUAUUCCAUCUUUGCGUAUAUUCAGCCAACUCAACCAUGCUGUCUCCAUAAAAGUCAGCCCCUUAUGCAACAUUGUUGACUCGUUUUGUUGUUUGUUGGUAAAGUAAAGCAAGCUGGUGGCCAGCGUAGAUGAGACGCACCAACGUCUGCCAGCAUUGUUUUACUGUAAAAGGCUUAGUAUUGUCUGUGCUUUACCGAUUUGAGUUGGUUCAGUGACUCUGUGGCCAAUGAGCCUUUGGAUCUACAUUAUUAGGAGUUCUGCUGCCCUAAAACUUUGGGGUGUAGAUAAAGUCUGUGAGAUCAAGCCAACUUUAGAAGGACAUGCUUGCUCGGAUGAUCUCUGGUUGGUUGACAUCUCAGAAACUUUGCAGGAUUUUAGUUUUGUUGCUUCUGUUUUUCAGCCUGCUGCAACUGCACGUUUAUAUUCGGGGAUGGGAAUUAUCGUAGACCAUCAAAAGCUGGACGGCUGACCAGCUAACUUCCAAUACCAGUCACACAGAGCUGGCUUUGAAAUUCAUUUCUUAAGUAAAAUGGUUAAACAGUCACUUUUUGAGCUUUUCAAUUAUGUUUCCUGCAGCUGUAAAAUAAAUCUUAGUCUGUUACAUGACAUUAAUUGGCAGUAGCAUCAUUUACAGUUCCCAUCCCUCUGUGCAUUAGUGAUGUUUUCAAAUUUCUCUAUGAGUCUUGUUUUUCUUGACAUUUCACUACGAGCCUAGCAUUUAAAAAGCUAUACAGCGAGUGCAGGUUCUGUAGCUAAACCGCAUCUAGCUUUGCUGAGCAGGAAGACUAUGUUAGCAGAAGCAGAUGGUUGGGUAUUUUAGUUUUUUUAACAUUUAGUACUUGUGGCCAUGUGUAUGUUUUUAUGCACAUGUGUAUGGAAUCUGCAGCUAUGCCUUUUUACUGGCAGAAACUGUAACUUUGGCUGUGACUUGCUGAGCGCUUUUGAAUAAAUUGGUUGAGUGAAAUCAUAAAAGGGUGCAGAGGAAGGAGGAGGGGUAACUAUUGGUAUGUUGACCUGAUGCUUUAUCGACACAACCUGCCCCUUUCCUUUCACUGUUUUGCCCUAUGUCCAUUGCUUUACUUAAAACUUAACGGCUCGUUCAGUCGCCCACGUGAGCUGGAAAUGGCCGGGCUUUGCAGUGGACUUGUAAAAUGAACCUUUGAUUCUUGGACUGUGAGGAUGUGAAGUUUUUCAUGGGACAAGCGUUGGAGAACUGUAGAGAAGGGAUUCAGUGCCACGUGUCCCUCUUUGCUUACUUUACUUGACGGCAGAGCUGCGACGAUCUGCGGUCGCCACGGGAGACCGCUGAAUCGCACCGCCCACAAAUUGUUUUGUCAUGCAACGGUGUGCACUCAAGGCAGACGCAUGCUGUGACCUUCUGACUGUGUAGCAGUAUUGUUGUCGCCAUCUUUAUUACAUUAUGAAACUUUUCGCGUUUUGAAGACGUUGAUAUGCUUUUUUUUUUUUUUUUAAUGGAUAGGAAGCUACGACUGAAGACUUGAUCAUUGUGUAGAUUAGACACAAGGGCGGCGUUGUUACACGUUCCCUGGAAGCCGAUCCUGUUAUAAUCAGUGAGGUUCAGUGUGUUCUAUGCAGCCUUGAAACCACCACCCUCACUCUUCUUUGUGUUUUCCUUCUUUUAAUCACUGCCAAGCUGUUUGCAGCCAUCUUAAAUGCACGGCCACUCAGUCACCAGUGCUCGUCUGUUAUGUAUGUUGUGAUUAUUGUGCAGCACACAAAAAGAGUGUGCGCUAACCUUGGCCUGUAAUGCAUUGAAACAGAGGCCCUAUAGGAAUGGAAUGACAGCUCGUGUAGAGAGCGCUGGUCACUGGAGAGAGGAGCAGACCAGUGUCUGGACCCCUCUGGGUGCUCAAGCUGUGCAUUGGUGCUUUUUUAUGGGGUCCCACAACCUAACAUACAUUAAUGAAUGAAAUGCAAAUAAAGGAUUUGACAAGACAAGCUUGGUCCUGGACCUGCUCUUCUUCAGUUGGAUUUGGUUGAUUUCUUUUUUGUUUUUGAUUUAACUUAAUGUGGCUGUAGCUUGAAAUGAAAUAAACAAAAACCCUUCAGAAUCUUUUUGGUUAUGAGGGGGAAGUUUUUGACUGUACAUUGCAAACAAUGCUAGAUUUAACCACCCUGGUUUGUAGGGGGCACUUCUGAACAACAUCUGGCUACAGUGAAAGAAGUGGCCAGAAAGGAUCCGCUGAGGAAGACUGCUCUCUUUUAAGAGGAGCUGGCUUUUUAUUUUGGAAGGGCAGGUCGGAAAGAGGGGGUCGGGCUUAAAGAAAUUUGGAUCAGGUGUUCAGUUGUUGAUUGAGAGUAUAAACAGAAAAUACUAUUUUCCAGUAGAUUUAGGACCUUCCUUAAUUGUUUACUCUUCACCUUAAAAACUUUCAGACUGUCUUGUUACCUGUUUUACAACUAUGCUAUUCACCUUUUCUUUAUUACAAAGUAUUAAACAAAUGCAAGAACUGAAAUCAGAAUGGAAUCUGUCACUUUUAUGUUUAAUUUGUCUCUUUCGCUUGUGUCUGUCCUUUGUCCUGUUUGUAUUCUACUCCAUUGUAAAUGUGGAGCUGAUUGACUUUUGUGUGCUUUGGGGAUUGAAAGGAAAAAAAAUAUAUUUUUUUUCAGUCAUUAAUUCAAAACCUUGUUUCUGUUUGUUGUAUCAUGUCCGAGUAAAAGUUUUAAUACUG
This is a messenger RNA of Melanotaenia boesemani (Boeseman's rainbowfish), 7832 nucleotides long. It is a transcript of the gene rxrba, whose product is annotated as retinoid x receptor, beta a. The record is from RefSeq and is a predicted model, not a curated record. Lineage: Eukaryota; Metazoa; Chordata; Actinopteri; Atheriniformes; Melanotaeniidae. Gene Ontology annotation, biological process: anatomical structure development; retinoic acid receptor signaling pathway; cell differentiation. Bases 215 to 1624 code for a protein of 469 amino acids. Gene Ontology annotation, cellular component: RNA polymerase II transcription regulator complex; nucleus. The transcript has 13 exons. Gene Ontology annotation, molecular function: retinoic acid-responsive element binding; nuclear steroid receptor activity; zinc ion binding.